This is a messenger RNA of Ipomoea triloba (trilobed morning glory), 804 nucleotides long. Its product is annotated as UDP-glycosyltransferase 75C1-like. The record is from RefSeq and is a predicted model, not a curated record. Gene Ontology annotation, molecular function: UDP-glycosyltransferase activity. The transcript is spliced from 2 exons. The coding region runs from base 1 to 804 and encodes 267 amino acids. NCBI's taxonomy places the organism in Eukaryota, Viridiplantae, Streptophyta, Magnoliopsida, Solanales, Convolvulaceae.
AUGGAAGAAAAAUGUCAUGUUCUUCUGGCGGUCUUUCCAGCCCAAGGCCAACUUAAUCCUUCUCUACAAUUUGCCAAACGUCUCGUCAAAAUGGGGGUUAAAGUCACCUUUUCCACAAGCUCGUCCGCCAUUAAUAGCAUGUCUAACCGGCCGGAAAUACAAGGCCUGGAAUUGGCUCCAUAUUCCGACGGCUUCGACGGCCAAUUCCAAGGCGUGAGCGUAAACGACUUCUGGGCUUCCGUCAAGACUAAAGGGACCGACGCCCUGGCCGACCUUAUCGCCGCCAAGAACAACGAAGCCAAACCCUUCACCCGAAUUAUCUACACCACGGCCAUGGCGUGGGCCGGGCUGGUCGCCCGGAGGUUUCAGCUUCCCUUUACUUUGCUUUGGAUCCAACCCAAGCAAGGGAAGAUAGUGCAUUGGUGCGGACAAGUGGAAGUUUUGCAACACCCGUCUGUAGGGUGUUUCUUCACUCACUGCGGAUGGAAUUCAAUGCUCGAAUGCCUGACUUCUGGAGUGCCGGUCGUGGCGUGUCCUGUAUGGAAUGACCAGCUUUCUAAUGCUAAGCUCGUUCAAGAUGUGUGGAAGUCCGGGGUGAGAGUGGGUGUUAAUGAAGAAGGGGUUGUCACUGCUGAUGAGUUCAAGAGGUGCAUAGAAUGUGUGAUGGGAGGAGGGGAAAAUGGAGAGGAAUUGAGAAAGAAUGCUAAGAAAUGGAAAGAUUUGGCUAAGGCUGCAACUAAGGAGGAUGGAUCCUCAUAUUUGAAUCUCAAGGCAUAUAUAGAUGAAAUGCUCCGCAGCCCAUAA